GCGGAGUUUGAACUGCUGUGGCGCACAGAGACAUUACACUGAGGAGUUCCCAAGAAAGACAAUCACAGCAGAAAAAAGUUCCACCCAUCAAGAUCUGCCAUCGACAAGGAAGAGAAGAAACCUCCCGGGGCGAUGAUGCGUGGAUAUGUUUGAUCGGGAUUUGGAUUUGGCCUGUUUUUGUUUUCCAGAGUUGACUUCUCUGCUCGGUGAAGUUUGCGGCACAGUGCGAAGCAUGCAGCGUGUAGACCCGAACAAAGUGGGCUAAUCCCGGUGAGGAGUCCCUGCUUUGUGUCCCUCUCGACCCGGGCCAGGGGGGUGGAGAUGAGCGCUCAGGAUGGGACUGUGUCUCGGUACCGAAAUGACGGAGGAGAAGAAGGCGAGGAUCCACAGCGCCAAGAUAGACCGGGAUCUGUACGAGUCCGCCAAGAGGGAGCUGAAUGUGGUGAAAAUACUGCUGCUAGGUGAGACUCACAAUCCUCAUCUGAACUCACCUGAGCAAGUGUGCACAAGUUAGAGGCUACAAGGACUGAACUGCACCCUUGGUUCUUCUCUGUGGAUGACAUUAGGAAAGUCCUGGAGACAUGGACAGUUGACCUUCUCCACUGCUCCUGAUCCAGAUUUCUAGAUGUAACCUCCUCCUGUGUGAGAACCUCCAAUAACCUCCUAAAUACGCUUUUUUUGUCAGGAACCUCUAUUUCAACAAAAUAAAAAAUGAAACUGACGAAGUUAAAAUGCUCUUAUUAAAAUUAUGGCAGUUGUGCUAGGUUGGCUGUUGACCCGGUCAGAUCAAUAUCUAAUGAUUAGAACAAAAACUGAAAUCACAAAUGCACUGUCAGGCACCACACUGACAGUCAGAUCCUCUUCCAAUCAAGUGAGAUUUAGGAAAUUCUCAUUUUGCCUGUUUUUCCUGCACAAAAAACAAUGUCAGGCAUGUCCAGGCAUGUGAGAUCAAUUUAGUGUAGAUGUCUGUGUGAGGGGUAUCCUGACAAAGUAGUGAUGGGCACGACAGUUCUUUUAGAUGUACUGAAUCACUAUAAUUAGUCCACUAAAAAGCUUCAUUCAAAAGAUUCAUUCACCAGAUCACCAAAUCACUUAUUGCUUGGCGGGAGAGGCCUGCGACCCCGACCUCCUGAACUGAUACACAGCUGAACGUUUCAAGAUUCAAGAUUUUCUUAGUUUCUGGGACCAGGACACACGAGUGUUUGGCUUUGUUGCUUUGGCAAAAGUCAUGAUGUUUGAAGUGUACUGUCCUUUUGUAAGCCAUUUGUCAGGUCUGCUCAGUAAACUGGGCUCAGUGAGUGAUUCGUUCACCGGACGUUUAGAAGAAUUCACACUGAACAUGCACCCUCAAAAACUCCUGCAAUGAUAGGAUGCUGAGGGUUGUUGUGGUGGCAAUUUAGCAGUAAAAUAAGGUAGUUUUGUCCGAGAAAAGUGAUUCCAGAGAGUGUAGUUCAAUGCGUGUUUCGUUCACAAAGUGAUUCAGACAUCGGUGCAUGUGGUUCCUCGUUCGCCGGCUGCUGGCCUGGUAAUGCUGUUUCUUACUUCAGCUCAACUGAAGUGAGAAAUGAACCGAAUCACUCGUGGAAGUGAUUCAGUUCAGUACAUUCUUUUGAACGAAUCGUUCACAAACAACACAACACUAUGACAAAGAAAGGCCCUGAGACCCACUCCAAAAACUAUUAUAAUCAAUAUUUUAAUGGAUAAUGAAGCCUAAUAAGUUAACCUGGAUAUGAGAAUUAAAUUGGAUGAUAGAGAAUUGUUUUUAGUGUAAUUUACAGCUGAUUUAAGACACUGGCCGAAACUGACCCUUAACAUAGUGGGUGCGUAGUAAAAUCUAACACAGGAGGAAGGUUUAACUUCUGCAGACGCAAUGAUCACAUAAUGAGAGAAAAAGAGAAAAUAAAAAUGUUCAUGUUUUUAUGGAUGUAUGAAGUGAUAAACAGACCCGGUUUAACCUUAAUGUGAAUCCUCCUCCAGGUGCAGCAGAGAGCGGUAAAAGUACUUUGGUGAAACAAAUGAAGAUCAUCCACAGUAAUGGAUUCACCAAACAAGAGCUGGCAAGUUUUAAGGUUGGAAAACUACAGACACACACACACACACACACACACACACACACACACACACACACACACACACACACACACACCUGUCCACUCUGCAGCCUGGUUGAUCUCUUUUUUUCUCAGUCUGAUAACAAUCUCAUUAGCAUACAGUCGGCCUGCUGUCAUGGUUUUCAGUCAGGGAGAGGUCAAUAAUCAUCCUAUCUCUUGUAUCUGAUAGAGAGAGUGUGUCAUUUUCAAGUCAUUUUUAAGUCAUCUCCAUGUGACUUCAGUGUUAAGAGUUAAAGAGGAAAGGAUUAUGCUUCAGGCCAGAAAAAAAACCUCUAACUGGAGGAUAUUAAAAAUGUGGAUAGUGAUCAAGAAGAGGCGAUGCAUGGAUCCUGUGAGAGAGCAGAUUUCUCUUGAUAUCCCGGGUCACACUCAAGUUGGUAUGCAGUGGUUUGGCUUUGUUUUUCGUGUGUGUGUGUGUGUGUGUGUGUGUGUGUGUGUGUGUGUGUGUGUGUGUGAGACAGAGAGAGUGAAAGCCAAAUUCCUCUGUUAUGCAUGCAGAGUUUGGACUGUGGGGAGUUUCACACACACCAGCAGCUUCACCCAUCAGCUUGUUUUUACUGACGCCUUAUCGUCGUCCACAUCUCCUGUCCUUUUUACACCUUCCUUUUUUUCCAUCUCUUCUCUGUAGUUUUUACUUUUUCUGCCUCCUCCUUUGCAAAAUGAGCAUGUGAUGACAGAAGAUUUGUCUCUUGCCUUCGUCAUGCUUCAGGUACCUGCUCCAUAAUAGGUCCUGUCUCUGAAACAGUGCCGGCCUUUAAAGAUGUGGAUUGUUAAAGUUUGAACCCUCAUCGAGCGCUUCAUUGAGUGGUCAGUUUGCAAGGAAAGAUUUAGAGAUACACAGAGCGUUGGUGUUUUAAAUGUGAAAAACACAAUUGCAUGUUUUCCCAACUCUGCACACCGGCCAGGAUUAAUCUACAGCCAAAUUGGUAUUUUAUUCCAGCCUUUUUCAGUGGGCUAAGCUUCUGCAUCAUAGAACUAUAAGCAUGCUAGCUUUCUAAUUUAUUUACACUGAAGUACAGCCUCACUGAGCGGCUUACAUGGCUGUGUGCUUAAACUUUUAUUACAAAAAAAUCUGACCAAAGGUUGAAGAUAAAUGUGAAAUAAGCAGCUGUAAAGGCCUGAAAUGUUUCUGAAACUGUAACAGCCGGUUAGAGAAAAGCUAAACCUAAUAUUCGCGAGCUCACUGGUAUGAUGAUAGCUUUUAGCAGCUGUUAGUAUGAAGUAUACAAAAGUGUAAAGGUUUAAAGUGAUGGAAAGAGGGGUAGGAGAAAGGCAAAGAGAGAGUAGGAGAGGUCUUGAAUAUCUGGGAAUCUUUUCAAGCAUCCCAUCUGCUUCUAUGAACAACUGGACCUCAGUGUGGAAGAGCUUAAUAUCUUGACUGUUACCAAAUAUCAAUACUUUAAUUUACAGGCGACAUUUUACUCUAGACAGACUUUUCUACUAAUUUGGCUCAUAAAAACUAUUGCAUUACAUCAUAUUGUAAUCAUAGACUGUAUAUACGAUGGAUGUCUUGAUGCUUCCUUUCCUUCCUCUGUGAGAACAGCACCACCUGGUGACUGGUUGCAGUGUAGGUCAUAAACCACGCCUCCUCCAGCAAAAUAAAUGGAGCUGUGGACAAACGUUAAAAACUAAUAAGUCUUAUCAUUUUUUUCACUCCUGGUUGCGAUGUUGACAUGUGGGUAUUGAUACACUGGUUUGUGCUCAUGUCUUCUUUCUUUAUCUGCAGUUCCGUUUUUAAAAGUUAUCAUGGGUUAUAAAAAUAGGAAAUGAUGUCGGGAGCUUUUGACUACAUAUGAUGAUGGGAGGCGGAGUCACGUAUCAUAUUGUGUGAUAUUGUAUCUUAUCUUACAGUCUCAUAUCGUAUUGUAUCAUAUUGUAUCAUAUUAUAUCAUAUCAUAUCUCGUUAUCUCCUAUCAUAUUAUAUCAUAUCAUAUCAUAUCUCCCAUCAUACUUAUCAAAUCAUAUCUCAUUACCUCAUAUAAUUUCUAAUUAUCUAAUAUCAUAUCAUAUCUCAUUAUCUCAUAUCAUGUCAUAUCAUGUCAUGUCGUAUCAUAUCAUGAUAUCAUAUCAUAUCAUAUCCUAUCAAAUCAUAUCUCAUUACAUCAUGUCAUGUCAUGUCAUGUCAUGUGUGAAACUGGUUUCCCAUCAUCUUGUACCAAAUGUACAAUAUUCACAAUUUUUCCAUUCAUCGUGUUUGUGCAGUAACAUCUGGAAAAUCAUUAUUUUCAGUUUUUUUGUCAUAAAACAAAAAACUGGAAAAAUUCAGGCAUGUCAGGAAAUCAUGAACAAAACCGUCAACUUGUAUCAUAUCAAAUUUCUAAAUAUUUCACCGCAAAAGAUUGGCUUAGAGCGAUCCUAAUGUCAUAUUUGUUUAUUUAUCACUUCACUUUUUAAAAAACCCUCAGCUAUAAAUCAUUCAGGACCUGUUUUUUUCUUUCCUUAUCUACCAGAGAAAAGAUGACAAAUCUCUGAAUGUUGUUUUGUUAUAACUCUGUAGUCAGUACACAAUAAUUCUGCACACGUACAAACACGCACCUACACACGUCCAACGCGUAUCAUCAAAUCUCUUUGUUUCCUCCGCUGUCAGUUGGCAGUGUGUUUGUUCCCAGGUGACGCCCUUAUGUUCAGGGAAAAAAUGACGGUAAACCACAAACCUGCCUUUCCCUUCCCUGACCAUCCUAACCUCCCACAGCAAACACAGACACACCCUCUCCUGCACAAACACACUCACAUAAACAUGAGCUCAUCGUUCCCAUCAGGCCUGUGUGUGUGUCUUUGACAUCCUCUGUUCACUCGUAGAGAGUGUGUGUGCGUGUGUGUAAACCCUGCAACCCUGCCAUCAACUUGACAUGCCGUCCUCCGCUUGAAAGUCUUCUUUCUCUGAUUUUUCUCUUCACGCCAGCAUGAGAAAAAGGGUCUUUUUAGUCGGGCGUUUUGUGUCCAAGUUUGUGUUGCACCAGGGUUGUGACAAGUCAGCCCAUCUGAGAGGAAGAAAGGAAGAAAGGUGAGACAGGGGGGCUCCUCUUUGUCUCCUCAGCCUCAGGCCGUGGUGUUGUUUUUACUGUGAACAGGCUGAUCGACUGAGAUUUUUUUUCCUUUUCCACAUUCUCUCCUAACACACACAACUCUGUAUCAACAAAAACACAUGUUGAUAUGAGUGACACUUCUGCGCGGGAGUUGGAGAUCUUUGUGAAUUCAGGUGUCUGUGUGUGUGUGUGUGCGUGUUUGUUAUAAACUAUUUCCUGAAUCUUUGCAGCAGCAGGGAUUAGUGUUUGAACUCAGCAGAGCAUGAAACCUACAAACACACACACACACACACACACUCUCUGUCUGAAGUUAAUCAUUAAUUAAAAACCCUCGCAGUUUCAGCCACAUUCUUCCAAACGCUUCGAUGCGGGACCGCUCUUUAACGACUGUUUGUGUCCGUGCAGGGAGGUGAUUGAGGUUGGAGGUCAGUGGACAUGGAUAGAUGAAAAGGCCUCAGUGUUUUAAUGGGAGUUUUAAUGUCUCCACUGAUGCAGAGGGUGCUUCAAAGUUCCCACACUGCUUCAAAAUGUGGUGAUCAUGUGAGUGGGCAUAUCCCGAAGACAACGGCAAAGGUUGGAAAAGUGAAAGAGCACACGCACACUCGAAACAUGGUGUCGUUUUACUCUCUUCCAGUGAAGCCGGAGGUAGAUCUAGAUUACCACACAGUGACACACCUGCUGCCCCAGGGUGUGUGAGUGUGUGUUUGUGUGUGUGUUUGUGUGUAGCAGAUACGUAUUGGUCAUUAAAAAGAAAGAGCGAAUAAGGGCAGAGUGCGAGUCUCUCAGGGGUUGUUUGGUUUUCAAAGGAAUGUCUCAGCUGAAAGUCAGCUGAUCCAAAACUGUUACAAAAUGUUCCUCCACCAUCAUCAUCAGGAGAAAAAAAGAUUCUUUUCAACACACAAAAUGUGUCUGAUGUUUUGAGGAGUUAUGCCUCCCACCUGACUCAUCAACUCCAAAGUGAAGGGAGCUCGGGUCAGAGAGGGAGGAACAUGGGAACAAUGGAGAGGGAGGACAAAGGUGGAGGAGGAAAGACCAGGAAGGAAGGAAGAAAGAAAGGAAGGAUGAUUCAACUUUUUAAAAAAUCAGGAGGGUGAUUUCUGUCAUGGGCAUUUGUUUCUGUCAUGAAGCACAGAGUGGAAAGCUCAAUGUCAUCUUCUAUGGAAAAGCAAAGUUUCAUUAAUUUGGUAUGUUAGGCGUUUGUUGAGCUGAGGACAUUUGAAAGCUAAUAGUGGUCAGAUCAUGCUGUCUUAUGUAUAAAGAGAGGAGAUUCUGUCUCUGUAAAAUUAUAAACAUGUUUUUGUCAGUUUCUUUGUGACACAUGUAAAGAAGCCAAGUGUGACCAGUGUUUAAGAGCACUAAUAGUAGGCCUGAACGAUAUAUCGUUUGACUAUCGUCAUCGCGAUGUACGUGUGCGCGAUAGUCACAUCGCAGAGCCUGCGAUAUUGGAGGUGAAUGAUAUUUUUUUAAUAAUUACAGAGUAAACAUGAAACAAUUGUAACAUUUAAUGAUACGUGCAAGCAUCCUUAACUCAGUUGCCAAUCAGACUCACUUCUCAGCUGCCAGUCGGACUACCCUGCCAGCUGUCAAUCAAAAUCAGGGAGGAGAAAACCCACCCCUGCACAUGUUCUGCACAUGGAGGGAGACGUGUGUCCGCUGAGAAUUACUUUCGGAACUUUACUCAUGACUAUUAAGCCCAACAAAUAAGAACUGUAUGGGUUUUAAAAUUGUACAUUUCCGUGGACCACUCUACUAUAAGCAGUGCGCGUUUUGCGAGGUGCAUGCAAUUCUCGGAGGACAUGCGUUUCUCGGUACAGCACCGCUAACAACAACAACAACGAUCGCAAAAUGAACAACGAACAAGCGAAAACCACCGAAAAUGAAGAUUUGUUGCCAAAAAGAAAAGGAAAGUCAGUUAUCUGGAAUUAUUUCGGUUAAAGAAGGAUGAUGUCGACCAAAACACGUCUUCUGUGUUCAUCUGUUUCCACAAUAACGUCCCAGCACAAUAAAAGCUAAAAAUAUCUCUGAGACAGACAGAAGCCGUUCUACUAACAUUCACAAAAAGAGGUAAGAUCAGAGCAGAUUAACUGUCCUCAAGAUUUCAGCAGUGCAGCAUAACAUUAAGUGCUAUUCAGGUCAUCUGGUGAAAAUACUGUAUUUUUAAUAUCGCAAUAUAUAUCGCAGGGUUGAAAAAAUCGCAAUAUUAUUUUUUUCCAAUAUCGUGCAGCCUUAACUAAUAGUCAUCUAAACUCUGCAGAAAAACUCUGAAAUAAAUUUAGACUAAGUUCAGUUCGUUUGUCUUUUUGCAGGUUCAAAAAGUUUUUCACUGAAAAAGUUUGAUUUGUGUAUUUUUUUAAUAAUUACAGAGUAAACAUGAAACAAUUGUAACAUUUAAUGAUACGUGCAAGCAAGUUGUGGUUUCUUUGGACAGAUUAGCGAUUUUAUAGCUAAUGCCGACCUUUGCCUUGUGCUCGGGCCACCAGCUGAUCCGUGUUUGGAAAUGUUUGUGAAAUUUGGAUGGGCUGCCAUAACAUUUUGUGGCCACAUUUAGGCUUGACAGAUGAAUAGUAGUUGUAUUAGUUGUAAAAAACCUUUUCUGAACCCUUGAUUAGGGCUGGGCGAUAAACCGAAAAUUUACAGAUACUGAAAUUUAUGACAAUAAUCAAUGUCAUUUUGUGGAGUAGUUAUCGUCCAUUUAUCGUCAUGGAGGUGAACUGCUUGAUAUAUCGUGAUGUUGAUUUAAGGCCGUAUCGCCCAGCCCUACUUUUAACUGUUUUCUGAGUGUUUCAUCUGAACAUAAAUCUCCAUUGCUGAGACUAGAACAUUAUUCACCUCAUAACAUUCCAACCUCAGCUGAGCAGACAAAUGUCUGACAGUGGUUGAAAGUAUAAAACUUGUACAUAAUGUUUACAGUUACGUCUCUAAUAAAAACUAUCUCUUUUAUCACAAAAGCUCAUAGAUGUGACUCUUUCCCCUCUCUGUUGUAUUUGUGUUGGACCUAAAAAUCUCACAUCAUCAGUCCAGAUGUGGUAAAACUCACAGAAUUAUUGAUCUCUAGGCUUCAAGAAUGUGUUGUUAUCAUAAUUUUACAAGUAUAAUAUGAUAUAAAACUGCUUGUUUGAUGACAGUAACUAUUGAGCAAAAAGAGACAAAGCAGCUUAUUUGUGACACAAAUCAAUGCAAGGCUGUCAAAAAAGGUCCCUCUUAAACAGACUAAUUUGUCCCUCAUACGGUGGUGUCAGCAGCACUCAGCCCGGCUCUCAUCAUGAGAUAAGAUAAGAUGUCAGCCCACUGAGUUAUCUCACCUCACACCUUUCACUGAGACAGAAACACAUCUCAGUCUGGACGCUGAAACACACACACACACACACACACACACACACACACACUGAGCGCAGAGCGACCAGACUGUGAUUGAAUUGUGAUGGAAUGUGAAGCUUAUCUUUGGCUGACAGGAGAGAGACAAAGAGAAUAACACACACCGACACACAUGCACGAAUACACACUUUCCCCAACUCGCUGCAGGAGUCUCUUCAGUCUUAAGGUUCCUGAGCACCAGAACAGAGUCAGGGGUUCACUAGAUGGUCGGUUUUAUUAAAGCUGAAUAAAAAGGGAAAUGAAUAGUCGUCCUUUUAGGAUCUACUAGAGAAAACAAGUCCAUUGGUGUCAAGACAGAUCAUUUCUAUCAGGUCCUUUUUCAGUACCACUUCAGUUUAUUAUUCAUCUGCACAUGACCAUGCUGUAUACACUUUAGAUCGACUGUUCCUAACAUGUUUCAUAUUUGGUAGAGGUGAGUUUUAAAGCUGCUUUGAGAUUUUUUCAAGUGAAUUUCAUUGACUGAAAUUCAUAUUUAUGGUGAAUCUGGUGUAAAGGGGUUAGGUGUCAGCAGCUGGAAGAACAGGCUGUUUUUACAGUUUUCCACCUUAAAUUACACACCUGACAGCCGAGAGUCGGCAGGAUGGGAUUAUUUCAUUAAAAAUCACUGAUGACACCAGCCAUGGUACUAGUUAUCAAUCAUCUUUUUGGCUUUGCCUGGUUUCUUUGGCAAAGAGACUAAACACAACUUACCCACUCUCCUCCAGCAGCCGCUUGUUUGUAGCGAGACCUCAGGCCAGACCAUUACGGACCGCAGUGGGGUGACGCAGCUCAAGGAACAACAUUUAUGAUCAUUUCCUUGAAGUAAUAAUCACCAUAUUAAUCAUUUCGCACUGCAGACGCGGUAGUUCUUCUGUCUCACCGUCUCGGUCUGAUUGCAUGUCCAUGUAGAAAUGAUCAUAAAUGUUCUUCCUUGAGCUGCGUCACCCCGCUGCAGUCCGUAAUAUUGUUGGUAUAAGUUGGUAUAACUAGAGAAGCAAGCAGUCUGCAACAUUCAUCUCAAUGGGGUGUCUAACUCGGUGUUACGGUGUGUUGACUCUAAAUUAAUUUUAUGACGGAAUAUCCCUUUAAGCUGAAUGUUAGCGGCAAGAAAGCAUCACUGGCUGAUCUUGACAAAGUGCCUCUGCUUGUGUUUUGAAAGAGUUCUUUGUUGGACGUAUUACAUGUUUGUGUUCAACACAGAAACUAUCACCCCGAGUCCUUUCUGGGGGUCAUGAGUGAGUCAAUGAAACCCUUAUUUAAAAAAAACACUAUCCAUCACUUGGAGUCAUUGUUUCUUUUGUAGUGAAUCGAGAUAAAAAGACAAAAAUAAUCUGCUUCAUUUCAACAGGCUUCUUUGUCUUGGUUGAUGAGGUUUUUUUCUCUUGAAUUUAACUGAGAGGUUUUUUCUCUUUGGCAGCCCGCUGUGCUCGAUAACCUCCUGACCUCCAUGAAGUUUGUCCUCCAUGGCAUGGGCAUCAUCCGGAUCAACCUGGCGAACAGCAGAAACAAGGUGAACCAUCAGCAUGUAUUGACACAGCUGAACAUUUUCCUCUGAAUCUCUCCUUCUUUCUCCUCUCGCCUUUAUUUCCCUGCACUUCACCCUGAUCUCCACGAGAGGGCAGCAUGCGUCUGUCACAGCGUAGACGCACAAAACAGCAUCAAUUUGUUUCCUUGACGAGAAACAGAAAGCUGAACGGUGGGUGGGUUGAUUGUGAGCCUCAAUUUGAUUCUAACUUUGUUGUCAAAGUUAUUAAAGCAUUUCGACUCUCCACCCACCCAUCACAUCCUGCUGGGAGAUGACCACACGAUUUCCUCUAAUAAAUGUCACAAGUGUGAGUGUUUUGCUUUCCAAUCCGUUCAUUUGCUCAUCUAUACUGAUUACCCAGUCCGCAGAGGAGAGACAGACUCUUGAACUUUUCUGUCUCUCCCUCUUUUCCAUCCGCCCGGCGCUCCACCCUGACCACUCACCCAUUCAUCCACAUUUCUGUCUCUCUGCGUCGCCUCUCACAGGUCCAUGCUCAUUCGGUCCUGUCGUGUGGGCGGUGUUUUGACGAAGAUCAGGUGCUGUUUCCUUUCCUCAGCCACGCCCUCUCCUGCCUGUGGGCUGACCAGGGAGUGAGAACCGCCGCGUCCAGGGGAUACGAGUACGAGCUGAAUGACUCUGCCCUGUAGUGAGUAUUCUUCAAGCAAACCCUCACGCUGUGCUGAGGAGAUCCAGGGGUCUAAUUAGCCUGUCCGUCUGAUGCCUAACCGUCUGCCUCCUGCCACCAAGAAUCAGAUCCUCAGGGGGGUCUAGGGUCUAUCAUUACAUAUCCAUUUAAUAUAUUUCCAAAUGUAUACAUACAGUAUUUGUGUUUGUUUUGCAUAUGACAAAAAGAGGUAACACUAAAGAAACAGAGAGGAGAAGAGGUGUAAAAACACAUGGUGCAUGCUGGAUGUUAUCUUUUAAAACGGGUUAUUAACCCACGUUUUCAGGCUCUGUUAUGAAGGUGAAGAUGUGAGGGUUUAGGUUGAAAUUAAUAAGGUGGUGUGGAGGGGUUGGCGUGUGCGGUGCAGAAGUAAUGCAGAGCAGGAACCCACCGGGAGGCCGUCUGUUCUCAUUCCCUACCCCAGUGAGAGGCCCCAGUUUGGGGUUAUCUACACUGACAAAGCCCCUGGUUCCUGCUGAGAACCACCGAACAUCACCUUCAUCUCCGCUCUGCUCUCACACACACAUAUCUGUUCCUCUGCACUUGUGAGGUCUCACACUGACAGAAUUCAGGGUCCACACCUUUACCUUUACCUUAAUCAUUUCAGCUAGAACACACUUCCAGCCAACAGAAAUAACUGUAUAGAUAGAGAGACCAUGUUGGCUUUAAAGGGAUAUUCCUUUAUUAGUUAUUUUGAUCAAUAUUAAUCAAACUGUAUUGAACACUGGUUGAUAAAUAACCCAACUUCAUAGCUUGAGUCAAAGUAUGCUGUUCAAAUGUAACUCCAGUUUAAGUGGUUGGAUUAAAUGUACACGAAUACUUGCAUUUAACAGUAUUUGAACUACUUUUUGUCAGAUUUCAUAAUUACAUUAAUGAGGAAAAUCUUCAUAUUUUUGGGACUCUGAUUUCCUGAUUUGUUUAGUGUCUUUUGGUUGGAUUUUAGACAAAAAAACAAAACAAAAAAACAUAUCAGACUUAAGAGAAAGACUAAAUGGAAGUUUAGCGCAGAUCCAAAAGUAUCACAUAAAGAAGAUUUAAUGUAAUAUGAAGUGAAGUACACAUACUCCAAAACAUGCUUAAAAUUGUCAUAUUUUGAAUAAACUGUCAUUUAAGGGUUUUAAUUAUGAAAAAUUAUGACAUAAUUUUAAAAAAAUGUGUAUUUAUAUGUCAAUAGAUUCAUGGACAAAAAUGUCCGCUAAGACGCUAAUGUGAAAUUUUUAAAAGGGGGCCUGAGGGUUGAAUAUAUUAAUUUUACUUCAAUGUUGACAAUCACUGACAGCUGCUCUUUGUAACUCUAGAAAUAAAGAAAUAUCAACAAAAUGAAAGAAAAAAAUCAGGAAUGGGACAAAAAAGGGUGAAAACAGUAAAAAAACAGUAACUUUCAAUAAUAUUGCAAAGAUUCUCAUCAUGCAUUGAUUCACUCAUACACAUUUCCAUCCCAGAAGUUAAAAAAACAAGCGAGAGAUUUGUUAUCUUUCCGUUCUACAAAGAUGUGUGCGAAAAGUCAAGAAUGUGUGAGCAAUGCUAAGUCUUUAAUACGGUAUAAUACUGUCACAAAUGUGCGCUGUUGGUAGACACAGAGCCUGUUAGCAAAUAAAAUGCUAUAUUUAUCAGUCUCCUCUCACAUCUGCUCUCUGUCUUUUUCACGUCAAGUAAGUACUGACAUACUAAAGUCACCUGGUAAACAAACUUUAUAGAUCACUUUAAAAAUCAACCAUUGAGUAACUAAAUAGGAAACAUUAGUAUUUGAACAGCUAUCAGCUCUUAACUUAAAUGUUGUCUCAAUCACUGGUUUUGGUAUCAAUCUGAUUUCACAAUCACUGCAUCUCUCUGAGCCAUUUUAGCUGAUAAAAGUUUACAAAUUAGGGGAUAAUAAGUUCAUAUUCAGCAGAUAGUUUUGGUUUUGGAAGAAUCAGGACUGGUCAAAGUAUUUUUACAAGGUCCUCAUAAAGAUAGAAAAUCAAAACUGAUGGUCUGUACUGUGCAGCAGCCAGAGAGCGGGGAGGCUGUGUGUGUUUUUCAGCAGCGGGACUUUUGUUACGAUCCAAGAAAGUGAUUCAGGAUGACUGCUAGAGAAUGUCACAGUCAGUUCAAGUAGCUGGAUACUAUAUCACACAGUAUGUAUGAGUGUGUGUAUUUGUGUGUGACUGUCUCUCUGCUGCUUUAAUAGAUCAUCUGUGUUUGAAAGCUUAGCCUCAGUGUGUUAUUAUGGUAAACCACAGAGUGAAUAUUAAAUAUAUUAAUAUAAUUAUCAUUAUAAUUCAUGAUGAUAAACUGCUGCGCCCCUUGAGGCCCCAGUCUUAUCACUGCACACACUGCCUACUGCCUGGCAGCUAACACAAGCUUGACACACACACACACAUAUCGUACAAAUCCUUACACACCGUCUGAUACUUGAUUUUUUUUUCUCUCUUUUGACGUCAGUUUGUUUGCAGAGACCUUACACUUUCCCCUCUCUCCUCUCUUUGUGUCUCUACCUUCCUCAUUUCUUAGUUUCUUUGAGAACAUGGCCCGCAUCACAUCUCCAGAUUACGUCCCCACAGAGACUGAUGUUCUACGAGUCCGACUGAGGACCACAGGCGUGAUCGAGACCCAGUUCAAAGUCAACCACCUCAUAUUCAGGUAGAACUAUUUACACUCGUGAAGACAUCCUACAGCAGGAUGAGGACACUAAUGAUCACUGACUCGCUCAGAGCAGCUGCCACUUGACUGUCGCACCAACUUAGUUCAUUUCUGUAGCCGGGACUCUCUUAUCUCCGUCUACAGCUGUGUGAUAGGCCCCAGAUGCGAGAUGGAGAUUUGCGUAUUCAUUCAGUCAGUCAAUAUGGCUCCCAUCAGUUGUCUUUACACUCAUCUACUGACUGCACACACACACACACUGAAAGCAUGGUGGGCCUGGUCUUAUCAGUGGAGCAGCAGAGGGCAGGUAACUGACUGCUGGAGGCUGGUGUCAGACCAGCACAUUCAUCCCCGAUCAAUGGGCGGCUGUCACAUAAAACUAACUUCUGUAUCAUCUCUUAAUGGCUGAACCUGAAGCUGCUGUUAGGCUAAUAGGUGUUAAUAAGUGUAAAUUUCUCUACAUCCUGAUUGGUGCCCAUCAAAACUAACUUUGAAACAACUUCAGAAAGCUGUUAACUCAGACUGUCCAGAAAAACUUGCUGUAUCAAAUGUUAGAAACGAUGCUGCUCUGCAGAGUGAAAAUAUACUGAUUUUAGCACAAGAAAGCAAUUAAACACAAAUAUCAUAUUCAGCAAACCACCUGAUGUUGAUUAACGUGGACGCUCUCCAAUCUUCCUGUCUCCAGUGGGUCUCCAGUGGGUCUCCAGUGGGUUGGGCAAAUCCAAAAUGAUGAAAACAAGGGGGGUGUUCGGAAACAGGCUGUUAUUUGUAAAACCGGGGUGGUCUGAAAACACCCCCAUUAGCACUUGGUAUGUUCCUCCUGAUGAAAUUAACCAUAGACUGUAAAUUGAUGCGGAAAAAAUUCAAGUCGACCAAUCAGAAUUUUGGUUGACUCAGCAUGUAUGGACUAACAAGUCAACCAGUUGACUAGGACUGUACAGACCUACUUAGUACGCACUGUUGCUGCAUGCUAGAUCUGGAUGCUGCUAGACAGAGGUGCUGGAGUGGAAUCUGGAAUGGACCGCUUGUAUCGGAGUGCUGAUGUCGGAGAUUUUCGAUACAGGUCGAUAUGAUCUGAUAUUCCUUUUUUACGUGGAUAUCGGACUGAUACUCAAUAUCAAUAUCGUAUCGGGACUUCCCAACUGAAAAACACCAAAUUCUCUCUGAGGCUCACUCCAUAAGUCAGUCUAAUGUUACAAUGCCGGCAAAGAGCGAAGACCAAGUCAGGUUAGAGAGUCAUGUUUGGAAUAAGUAUUUACAUGGACGCGUUUCGGAAUAACUAUCGGCAUAAACCACCACUCUCAAUCGUAAUCAAAUUUCUUUCGGAUUGAGCUGAAUUGGAUCAGAAUCUUCCGAUCGACACGUUUACAUGACGCUUUUUUAUUCCAAUCGGGCAUUUAUUCAGAUUAUUUGUCCUCAUGUGAACACAGCUAGUGUUUGAAUGAACACAUGACCCGAUGUCUCCUCUUUAAAUCCUUUUAAGAUGGCCGAGGUUGGUUCAGUUUAUCAUGAAGAGAUGGAUAAGUCCUCUAAAUGUCACGGCAGUCACUUUUUGAGACAUUCAUCCAAAGCCAGUGAGUGUAAGACCAAGAGGUCAGUGUGAGUGUUUGCUCAUAACUCAACGUGAAGGAUUGUGGGGAUUUUCCAGGGUUUGGUUUUAAUUGAAGUGUAAUGGGCCAUGCUGAGUUAACAAGGGUCCUCUCACACACAUUACUGCAUGUGUGUCUCUUAGUGUCUGCUUACGGUGUGUCCAUCAUGUCAUGAAAAUCCAAUUCCUUUCUUCCUUUUUCUUAAUGUUGUGUACCUGAGGAGCCACAAUAAAAACAACCUGUCCUUCCUCUGUGCUCCGCGUCACAUCUCUUGUGGAAUUAUAACAAUAAAACACAUUAGCUCUGUUUUUCAUAAGGCCUCUGUUUAGCAUAUAAACUUUGUAGAGUGAGUCAGUUUGUCAGCAGAUGACUUCAGUCUGGGGUAUUUGUGUCACAUCUAAACACUUCUUGUAUUUCUUCGGGUGUGUUUUUUGGAUCAAACGGCACACACGCAGUAAACUUCCUGGUAUCUCAAACGAGGAAAAGUGUCGAAAGGCAGCAAAGAAACAGUGGUAAUAAUCAUAAAUGUGUGGUCCUGUGCAGAUAAACGCCGCUGCUCCUCACAGUAUUACUGUUUGCGUCACCGCUGAGUCAUUUGCUUGUUGUUGUUGCUUUUUAACUUGUUGUGCAUGUGGAUGUUUGUUUCUUCUUCUCUCUCAGACGUUGUGAUGAUGACGUCCCCACUAGGCGACUGUCAGAUCUCAAAGGGGGGGCAGAGUCCCAGGUGGUGCCGCAGGAUGGGACCCAGCCUCCCCUCUCCUCUCUCUCACACAACCUCUCUCUUAUAAGUAGCUUUAGAUCGUAGACAAAAGGCAUCUUAAGACUGUCGGGGGGACUUGAAGAGCUUAGCAUAAGUUGAUGCCAUUAUGUCAACCUGAGCAACAAAAGGAAAUCAAAAGGAUUUAGGAGAGGAAGAGCUAACACAUGGCAAGUUUCUUUGUUCGGGCGUGGAGAAGAUGCACAAAUAAACCAACAAAAUCCACCAGUGAGUCAAUUUAAAACACAGGAAAAGUCUUUUGAAAGGGAUAUUCCGGCGUAAAAUUAGGUUAGGGUCAAACACACCCGAAAAACACCAAGUUAGACAUCCCCUUGAGAGAUGAAUGUAGCCGAAAGCAGCACAGAAGUUUGUUUUUACCUCCCUCUUCGUCUGACGUUUUGAAGGCCCGCUGGAGUCAUGUUAUUUCUGAUGGAAAUGUACCUACAACAACUCCUAAAAUGUUGUGUGUGUGUGUGCCUACCACUUUACUUUGGACUGCUUUCUCAACAAGGGCCGGUGUAAAGCAGGAUUCGCUAAGAAUUUGAGGCUAAAUCCUGGAUCGACACCCACUGUUCACGACUCAACUGAAAUCUUUUUUCCUAGACUUCAAUAACGUAGUCACAAGAGAUAACUAUACUUACAAUAGUGCGCAUACACCAAAAAAGCUCCAAAUAAUGAGAUGACAGCAGAGAUGUAACUGUUAGCAGGAGUUAAUGUGAACUAGCAUAGACUGUAUACACUAUAGACAACUUGGUCCCGCCUUUCGCCAGUAUACGGAUUUGAAGCCAAAAAGCUCUCUGUAUUUCCGUGAUUUUUCUCCACUUCCUGGAACCAACAUUUCGCAGUAGCGUUGUACGCACUCCACCACUUGCGUAGUAGAAUUGUACUUAUUCGGUGGGAGAGUCGCCGAGAGUUGCUGUGAUGACGCUCAGCUCAAACAGCGUAUCCCCACGGGUGAGCUACACAAUCUUUGUAUGUCCAUAGGCUGUCAACAGAGGGUGCUGUUCCCGGAUUGGCUUCAUCCAGUGAGGAGGCAGACGGAGUCCAUUCUAUAUACAGUGUAUGUUACCUAGCUACAUGCUAGCUAACCAUUCAUUUAUUCAGAAACAUCCUGCUGCAGCCACAGAGUUGGAAUUUUUUUCAGAAGUAAACAUCAGCGCACGGUUCCGUAGCGCAAGCCACGCCCCCUUCUUCCAGAGAGACAGGGAAGGGCGUGGCUUGUGCUUAAGGAGGCAUGGACAUGCACAGCACACAGAAACAGCAUGUUCUCGGUAGAGCUCACUAGAGAGAGUUUUCAGGCUGAUUAAAGUCCAGGAAAAUAUUUUUUUUUUUAGACAACAAACUUCAAAUUGACCGUUAUGGGACCUCCUGAGGCCUUUGUGAACCUGCUGAAAAGGAGUAUAAUGUGGGACCUUUAAACAAGAGAGAAACGCAUAAAGAGAAUCUCAGCCUGGAUGUUUAAACCUUUGACUCGUUACUAAUACGACUACAUGAAGAGUGCAUGGGGGUGAUAGUCUCUCACCGAGCCAUUAUCUCUCCGGUGUGAGUGUCCGUGUGUGUGUGUGUGUGUCUGUGUGUAUGCAAAUGAGAAAUACGUGUGUGUGUGUGUGUGUGUGUGUGUGUGUGUGUGUGUGUGUGUAUGCAAAUGGGAAAUACGUGUGUGUGUGUGUGUGUGUGUGUGUGUGUGUGUCUGUGUGUAUGCAAAUGAGAAAUACGUGUGUGUGUGUGUGUGGAGGAGCGUGAAGUCUGAAAACUUUACACCCGGCCGCCUACUUUGCAUACAGAUGUCCUGUUUGACCCUGGACCCUUAUUUGUAAUAAAGAUCUAGCUCUUUUCUCGCCUCAUUAACAUCAAGUGCUCGGAUAAUUAUAAUUACAGAACUGUGGAGGAAAGUGAACAUUAUUGGUGGGAUGAAGAGGAAGGGCUGGAGACAUAGAAAGAUCUGUUAAAAAAAUCGCCUUUUCUGCGAACAGAGGAACAUUUUAUAAGAUGUUUGCUCUGCAUCGAGAUUUGUAGUUUUUAAGUACAUUAAGAGUGUUAUCUCCAUCGUCAGAUUAAAAUCAACCAAUGAGAUGAGUUCACUCAUCAUCAGACAUCCAUUGUUACACUAAUUCCUGCCGUCAACUGUCAGUAUGAUGAGGCUGUAGUGAGAUUUGUAGUUUGUAACCAUGAGACUUGAGAAAUAAGCGUUGUGUGUGGUUCACACAUCCUCAGCAGAAAGCAGAGAAAAGGACUUUGGUCAGUGUUUGUGAACCGACACAGCACUUACUCCUGUUCAGAGUGUUAUUAGAGGGGGUACACAUGUGCUUGUGAGUAGGUUUGUGUAAUGAAGCAUCACAUUCACUGACAUGUCCGGUGUUUGGCUUCAAUUCCCACAGAAAUUUCCACUGGAAAUCUCAUCUUGUGCCGCAGCGUCUCUGCUGUUUGCGUCCCUCUUUGAUCGUGUGUCUCCACACAGUCAUUCCUCCUCUCAAUAAAGCCGCACGAACUCGACGGGCGCUCCAGUGGAAGGUGGGAGAUGACACAUCUGGUUUUAAAAACAGGUGAAGAGGGAGGAACUGAUCCCCCUCUUUCUCCGCUCUUCUUCUCUGGUUUGUUUUUUUGCAGUCCUUUCAGAGAACACUGACCUUUAAGCUCUUCACGCCGCCGUGUUGUGAUUGUCUCUGAAAAAUGUUGUGAUUGUCUCAGGAAAAAUUGAAAAGGGUUUCACCUGGUCUGCUGAGACGUGUGACAACUCCUCCGUGUGUGAGAGAGAGUGUGUGUGUGUGUAAGUGAGUGCAAAUCUCAUAUUUUAGGAAUAUCUGACCUUAUCUGAAAGUAAUACAAUCUGUCAUUGAUCCGAGUCAGCACUCCAGCAGGCUGCAGCAUCAGUAUGCAAGGUCACAGACACACACAACGCACAGCUGUGCACGUAUCUGGUGGAAAUUGAACCCCGAUAAAGGACAUGUCAGUCACAAUGAGAUUUCAUUUCACAUACUACACUGUCACACACACAGAUACACACACGUCUCAUAUAGAGCGCUGCCUUCAGUGUGUGUUGAAUGACACACGAACAGAUCCUUCAAUCUCUGAUAGUUUUAAUACAACCACACAGAGAAUGAGGAGGUCUUCUAAGAGUCUGAUAGAAGACAGCAGAGACAGAAAUCUGUAAAACUGAGCAGAAUAAGCAGAUAACGGCUUCAAAAGUCAAUUAUCUGCAUGGGUGUGUGUGUAGCCAAUAAGGUGAUGCAUUUAAUACUGAGCAUGUGAAGACAGUGGGCUUCAACAUGUGAAACACAUGAGAGUAUUUUAAAGUGUUGGAAUCGGACAGCAGACAGGUUAGUGGGUGUCGAGGUUUAAACAGGAUACACAGGAUUUAUCAUUAAAGGUCCCAUAUUUAGCAAAUUUCACUUUAGAAUGGUUUUCUAACAAUAAUGGAGAAAAUUCUCAUUCCUCUCCCUCUCUUACUUGUUCCACCUCUCAGAAAAUGUCUGCUCAAACAGGUGGAUUGAAACUAUUGCCUUCCAUGACGUUAUGGACGGCGUUAACUCCUCCCCUCCAGGUUGGUGACCCUGCCCAGGAUGAUUGUUCUGCCCCCAGAAAAUUUCCACCAAGACACUAUUUUUCUCCCCCACAAACACUGGUUUGAAAUGGCGAAGGUGCGAGCAAGACACAGCAGUUGCUCUGUUGUUGGCUGCACGAAGCCACACAGAAGUCUGUUUCCAUAGACUACAAGAACGUAGUCAGGAGAGAUAACUAUACUUUCAGUAUUGUGCAUUCACCAAAAGAGCUCCAAGUAACGAGAAAACAGCAGAGCUGUAACAGCAAAAAUCAAUCUAGUUAUAACAGUAGUUUAAUAUCCUCCAAAAAGGAAUUUUUUUUCACUUUUUAUUAGAUUAAAGAUGCUGAACUAACUGUUGUGUGUGUGUGUGUGUGUGUGUAGUUAUGUGUGUAGGCAAAGCUUCGCUCUCUUCAUUGGCUGCUGAAUCAUGAGCACCUGGGUCCACGCUGAGAGUGAAAAUCCUUCGCUCAUUUUUUUGUUUCCUGCUUUAAGAUUUUUAAUUUUUUUUAAUUUUUGACUUAAUUGAUAUUUUAUGUCUUUAGUUAUUGCAUGUCUGUUAUAGCCGAGUUUAUUUGGGUUUGUCACUUCAAGCCCAGUCUAAGAAUGACACGUUAUUGCUGAAUAGCUCCGCAGUUUUAAAGCAUGCUUAUGAGUCAAACUUCCGGAUCUUUAAUUUCCCUGGUGUUUUUCUGCAAUGAUACUCAAAAUGUCAGCUGUGGAAAAAGGAGGACUUGUCUGUGAAAUAUUGCUUUCACCUAAAAAUUGGAAACAGGUUAUUUGGUCAUUCAAAAUAACCGAUAGGUGUAUUUACUCCCAAUGACAGCUGGGAUGGGCUCCAGCCGUCUGAUAGUGGAUGGAUACGAUGAAAAAUGGAAACGUCACAACGUCUUCCAGAUACAGCUGCAGAGACCCUGAAAUCCUGCGAGCAAAUUAGAAAAACUGAAGUUGAAAUUAAAGGAAUAUGAGAAAGGAAAUCAUUAAGAAGACAGUAAUUGUUGCCCAAAUGUGUGUUCUACCAUAAGUGUUCCCACAUCUGCUUUUUACCGACGAACAAUCUGAGUACAUACGUCAGUCCCUCAGUUCUUGUUAGUGUGAGCUCUUCAAGCUGAUGUUUGGUUUUCACAUCCUUGUUUUAUUUUUUUUAAACACCUAACACAAAGUGAAGAACUACAAGACAUUUGUUUAUCAGUUUGUCUUCUGGGAAUCUCAAGCAUUUGCUCUGUGUGUUAAUAGUUACAUUUUUUUUUUCACAUUAACCAUCUCAGAUUUUAAUGAAGCCAAUUGAUGACGCCACCUUUAAAGAAAUGCGGAGUCAUCUGACUUUUUAUUCAUCUAAACACAGACAAAGAGGAAGGGCUGAGGUGGACCUAUAAGGGAUAUUCUGGUGUAAAUUUAAGUUAGGGUCAAACACACCGUAACACCCAGUUAGACACCCCUUCACGGGAUGAAUGUUGUCGCCUGCUUGCUUCUCUAGUUAUACCAACUUCAGGGAAUCAGUCAUGGGAAUGCAAUCAGACCAAGACCCUGAGGCAGAAGAACUACCGCAUCUGCAGUGCAAAAUGAUUAUUAAGAUGAUUAUUACUUCAUGGAAAUGAUCCUCGGUGAUCGACUUGUCAGGGCUCCCCCACAAUCAUCUCCCGAUUUUUGUUUUUUUCAUUUGAAAACGAAAAUUCGUUGGCCAUUAAGUACACGGACUAUAGACCGCUGUGUAUUGCUAUCCUGCAGUCGUUGCUAAAGUUGGUAUAACUACAGAAGCGAGUGGUCGUCAACAUUCAUCUAUCGAGGGGGUGUUUAACUUGGUGUUACCGUGUUUUUGACCAUAAUUUAAUUUCAUGCCGGAAUAUCCCUUUAAUCCUCCUGGCAAACAGCUUUAAGUGAACUCACCACACCCUGGGUUACGCAAUUUAAUGUGUAACUCUCAGCAGUAAUAAUAUUAGGACAGAUUAGUUGUGAUGCACUUCAAUCAUUGCACAGUGCACUGUGAAACAGAGUGUUUUAACAAGCUGUUAACGGCGCCUCUGUGGGUUUUCAGUCGGCCUCAAGGACACACUUUAGCUCCAUUUGUUAACAUAGGAGGCAGCCCGAUUGGUCAUAAAACAGUAUGCCAACUAAGCAGCCAGGGUGACUCUCUUCAGACUUUCUCUCAGACUGGAUUGAGGAUGUGUAUUUUGAAACCAGUACAAAAUAACACUCAGACAUUGUCCUGCUCUUCACAGGAUGUACGAUGUCGGAGGCCAGAGGACUGAGCGGAGGAAGUGGAUCGGUUGCUUCGAGGACGUCAGAGCGGUGCUGUUUGUGGUGUCACUCAGCGGCUAUGAUAUGACCCUGGUGGAAGACACCUCUAUGGUACAGGAACCUUCACAAACGUUCAUGUUCACCACACUGAGCUACAAGAGGGCGUUUUAUAAAAUCUUACCCUGUCAGAUUAUAUUCUGAGUUCAUAAAACCAUGUUUUAAAAAUGACUGAAUGUCUGCCUCUGCGCUCCUCUGCAGCUGUCUGAUCACGUUAUUGUCUUCUCUCUGCAGAAUCGUCUUCAGGAGAGUUUAAAACUCUUCUCAUCCAUCUGCAACAACAUUUUCUUCCGCAGCACAUCUAUGGUAAGGGAAACGUAACUCUCAGAUUUCCUCCAUGGAGACUCGAUGAUUUCGAGUCCUCUUGAGUCAAAGUAGCUGACACAAAAACCUGUCAAAUGAAACACAAACUCUGUGAUCUGUUGGAUGAAUGUUUCCCAAAAACUCACCGAUGGUUGGAGACAAGCAGUUGUAUUUGCACUCUUUGCUGUGCAUCUACGACUGGUUUCACUUGGGCCCUGAUGCUGGGACGUGGCAGAUUCCACAGCAACAGUUUUUACCGAUAAACGGCGGACGACAAAGUUCAGCUGAAGGGGGUGGAAACCGCAGCUCAGUUUGUGGACAGAGCUCGUAGAUAAGUGGAGGAGACACAAGCGAAAUCUCUUUGUUAUCCCUCUUUGUUCUCCAUGACACCACGAGACAAGAAUAACACUAAUGUGUUUGAUGAAUGCUGUUUCCACACACACACCACCAGGGCCCAGUCUCAGCUCUUUGUCUCUUCGUCCCCUGUCACUCGUAAUUAAACGGUGAGUUGUAAUUAGGGCGGGUUUCAGCAGAGUGACAUUUUCCCCUCUCUGUGUUUUUCCUCGCUCAUUUCCGGUAAUUGAGAAUAUAAAAACAAGCGUGUAACAAGCUUAUUCAGUCUAUUCCACUUAACUCUACAUUUGAUGCCCCCCUGAAAAUACAAGUCACCGUAUGAUGACGUGACAGUCUGCUGCUGUUCAAUCCUCGCCUGAUCGAUGGCUUUUAGACUUUUGGGACAAACACAGACUGACAAAAUAAAAAUUAGUUUUUAAGGUGGGGGGGACAUGUGUGACUUGAUUUCUGAUGUGACACGGGGAUUCAAACAUCAAUGUUCAGCUCAGAUUUCUUUAUUUGUUCCAGAAUUCAGUUCCCGCCUUUACGUAUAGCCUGGCAAACAUCACAUCUCGUACACACAGUAACAGAGGAGGCAAUAAAGCCAGCGGGUGGAUGGAAGUACAAACCAGAUACAGGGAUGUAAAUGAAAGCUCCGAUGAAUGUGACAUUACAGAGGGAAGUGAACGCCGCCCUCCUGUAAACUUACAUCAGCAAAUAGCGAAUAGCGAUGUGCAGUAUAGGUCAUAAAUCCCGCCCCCUCCAGUAAUCCCUAUGGAGCUGUGGACAAACUUUAUAAAUUUAUUACACAGAAAAUAAAUUUUUCUCUCCUUUGGUUGUGAUGUUGACAUGUAGUUAUUGUAAGACUGGUUUGUGCUCAAGUCCUCUUUUUUCUGUGAAGCUCCGUCAUUAAAAGUUAUCAGGGGGUUCAUGUUUGGUAUGAUUGACACUUGAUACAGCCUAUGGGUGUACGAAGAUUGCAUAGCUCACCUGGGGGAUACACUGUUUGAGCCGAGCGUCAUCACAGCAACUCUCUGUGAUUCUCCCGCCGGAUGCGCACAAUCCCACUGAGCAUUUUUUGGUCUAACAGACGUCUAAAUAUAGGCUAGACGACUGGUCUAAAACCAGACUACCACAGGUCUAAAAAUAAACGUUUUUUAGACGUCUAAAUUUAGACCAAGUUUAGACUAAAUCUAAAUCUGGGCUAUAUUUAUACUACACUGUAUAUUGCCCAACAGCUAUUAUAAUUAUUUUGGUUAAGUACUUGAAGAUCAGUUUUGCAACUCAGUUGCUUUUUGAAAUAAAUAGUUAUCGAAUAAUGGGUUAAAGUGCAAUGACUGAAUUAUGUCUAAAAUUGUACAGAAUCUAGACGGUUAAAAUUAGGUCUGAAAAAGCUAGAUGUUUAGUAGCCGUCUAUUGCUCAAUGGGAUGCUACUGCACAAGUGGGGGAGUGCGUACGAUGCUACUGUGCAAUGUUGGUUUCAGAAGGUGGAGAUAAAUCACGGAAAUACUGAGAACUUUUCGGCUUCAAAUCCGUAUCUUUUAGUCUGGUAUUAACAUAUAAACAUUUAAAUAAGACCAAAGACAGAAACAUUCAAGAUUAAAUGACCAAAGAUAAAACGUUCAAUACAAACAAGGAAAAAUCUUGUUUGUAUUGAAUGUUUUAUUUAUGAACAGAAUGAAAUAAAGUUAAAAAAAAAGGAUCUUGGAUGUUUUUUGUCUUUGUUCUCUUUUUGUUCUUAGUUUGUUCUUCGUCACUAAAAGAGCCGGAGAGUUGAACCAAAGUGUGUUUUUGUUAAUCAUUUUCUAACCAUAUAAUCCCCAAUUGACGACUUUAUUACAGCCAAAUAGGCAGUUAAAGGUUUUGUGUGUGACGUGUUUAUGUGCAGGGUAAUGUGUGGGCCUGCAUGUUAGCGUGGCUAACAGGCUCAUUAAACAAAAGUGUUUAAUGAUACCUUUUUAACGUGGGAGGGAGAUUUGUAACCUCCACCUCAGUUAACUCUUAAUUACACACCUAGACGUUGCUCUGAAUCAGGCCCGUUGAAAGUGUGCGCUACCUCGUGCCGCCCUUGUUAUUGUUGGGGCUUUCUCAGUUUUUUUUCCUUUUUUUUUCUGAUCAAACAGGACGGAGGAGAGAGAACGUGGUUGCAUUUUUAAUUGGUUGACUACAAAGCUUAAAGUAAAAACGUGGAGGCAGUGACACGAGGAAGUAGAAGCCGUGGAAGAUGUAGCUCAUUUCCUGCGCAGAGGGCUGCACGAGUGAUUAAUCACACAUGAGCAAGGUCAUUGAUCGACGAUCAUCACCACCUGCGGCUGGAAUCAACUCAGCUAUUGAUUUGAAGUCAUUUCACAUAAAUAUCUGUAAAGAGACAAUAACUGAGACGGGAUUACUUUAAACUGAUUUAUUGGUUUGAUUGUUUGGUUAGUUAUUGCUGAGCUGCAGAUGAAGUCUCCAAAUCAAAUCAACAUUUUCUUUCUCUCAGAUCUCCUGGAUUGAUUUUUCUUUUCUAGCUGAACGGAGACCUUUACAUGUCUCAGCUGAUCAUGUGUGUGCUUGUGUGUUUCUUGCAGAUUUUAUUCAUGAACAAGAUAGACCUUUUUCAGGACAAGAUCCUACACUCCGGCCGACAUCUGCGGUUAUACCUGCCUCAGUUUAAAGGUAGGUCGUUUCUCCUUCAGACACUGUCUGAAAUGUUGAUAGGAACAGAUUCUAAUGGCUUAAACUCAACAAUUAAUCAAAAAUAGUGCAAAAAAAAAUGCACCAAAUGUUUCAAAAACAUUGUUUGAAGAGAAAUAAAUGUUCGUUUUAAAAUAUUGAAAUAGUUGAAGGAGCGUCUUCUUUUCAACAGAUCAGGAAGGAUAUGAAAAAGGUGAUUCAGAGAGGAUGAGGUUUACGAAUCUGUGAAGGACUGCGAGACAGUUUCAUAAUAAAGUCCCUCAGAGUUAAACUGAAAAUAAUUUGGAGAUUUCUUGGAGAAAGGGUGAGACUAGAAACCGAAGCUGGGGAGCAACGAUCCUCUGGCCCAAAGGUGGCACUGCCUUAAAAACAGACAUGACUCUGGAGCUGAAAUCAAUGCAUGAACUAAAAACCGCAUCCAUUCACCCAUUCACUCAUAAAAAGGUGGAGCGGGUGGAUCAGUGUGUUGAAAUGUAUCGACACUCUGAGUAAUCAAUGGACUGUAGGAAGGGUGAAUUUACUACAUGAUAGGGUGGCGAUACGUCCUCUUUUACAUGUCAUCUUUUUUGGGGCUGUCUGGCCUUGUCCGGGGGGUGAUAUAUUUCUUUGUAGGAUGGUAGGAGAAAGUCCCGCCUCCUUCGCCUCUGAUUGGCUAGAAAAGCUGGAAACAUCAUCACAUGCUCAAGCCAAACAUGGGCUGUCGGCUCUGUACAUCGAACAGAACUUUACAGAACGUUAUCGCACUUUUGAAUCUCCAAACCCUAACCCGACAGAUGAUGACGUUUCACAUCCAUAAGGAAUAAUCAAUCGGAGCCCAACACCUCUAGCCAAUCAGAGGCAAAGGAGGGCGGGACCUUCCCCUACUAUCCUACAAAAAAAAAGUUCGUGUCAGGGGCAGUUUAUAAAAUCCUUCAAAUGUCCGAGGUUUUGUAUGGAAGUUUUGAGUUUGUGUCGCGUGGACUUACUGACUUAGAAGCGCGUAAAAAACACUCAAACUGCCCACAACUCCGCCCCGCGCAGUCGUGUCCUCUGAAUUUAGAAUAUGGUCAUCCUACUACAUGAUCCAGAUACCCUGGCAACUUCUCAAGACCUAAGUCUGGAUGAGGUGGACUGAGGUACAAUGUUUAACUGUCCUGUGGUCUGCUCGCCUACUCUCUUCCAGCAGCUCCUUGUUUGUAGCGAGACCUCAGGCCAGUCCAUUACAGACUGCUGUGGGGUGACACAGCUCAAGGAAGAACAUUUAUGAUCAUUUCUUCAUGGAAAUGCAAUCAGACCAAGACGCUAAGGCGCAAGAACUACUGCUCUCGAGGGGGUGUCUAACUCUGUGUUAUGGUGUGUUUGACCCUAAAUUAAUUCUACGCCGGAAUAUCCCUCUAACACAGUGGCCAUAUCUCCUCAGUGUUGCCGGUUCCUGCUCUCUCAGGAUGGUUUGAUGCUCUUCCUGUGUCUGUUUGCUUGACAGUAAAUGUUGGAAACAUACUUUUACCAGCUCUCUUUGUUUUGAUUUUCUUUAAACACAAAUUCAUCAAUGGUUAUUUACAGUUGUUUUAAAGUACACAGAGCAACUUCACAGCCUCACUACCUCCCCUUUGUCUCUGAUUAAUGCACUGCUUUAUUUUUAUUUUGGAGUUUUGAUUCUCGGCUCAUUCGUCCUCCAGGAGCAGACUGCGAUGUGGAUUCUGCUGCCCGCUUCAUCGCCGCCACCUUUAUCUCUCUCAACACCACGCCCAGCAAACUCAUCUACCACCACUUCACCACGGCAACAGACACCUCCAACAUCCAGGUGGUUUUCCAGGUGGUCAUGGACACGAUAAUCAGGGAAAACCUGGAGGCUGUGUCGCUCCUGUAGCUGCAGCCCCGGGUCUGAGACAGUCCAUCGUUGGAUGCCUCAGCGUUGCACAGAACAUGAGCUUCAUCUUCAUCUCUACAUGUUUGACUCUCCUCACCAAAAGCUGUGAAGAACGGACGACUCUGCAUAUCCUCCAUCUUUAGGGUUGAGCCCUAAAAUGUUGACUUAUGAAACUGCGUGUUGAGUUUAACGGCAUUUUGAUUAUGAACUAUACUCAAAGAACAGACUGUAUAUGGUGAGGCCACUUUUUAAAAGACUUAAUAUAAACCUAAAUCCCAUUUAUUGGCCAAUCUCUUCUCCUGUGUGUGUGGGCAGGACACGGAGGGUGUGAGGAUUUACUGUUUGUCCGUUACUUCCACGGCACAGGACUCACUCAUGCAUACCGCCAUGUGUUUGCUGCUCAUCCAUCACCGCUGUCCACAUCCUGUGCGUCACACUUUCCUAAUGCUAUCCCAGUUUGUGUUUACUUUUUCUAAACUGAAGUCACUUACUCCCUCGACUCUAACCAGCCGCCGAUGACGCCAGAGUCCCCCUUUUUUUUUUUACUGCUAUGACUGUUUUGUUCCAAUCUCCUAACGCACAUAAACCCCGAUUCGUCAUCCAUGAUCAAACUAAGCGGUUUGUGCGUGCGUUGACUUUGCUGGAGGCUGUUUUAUCACACUUGCUCCUCCGACAUAAGGAGUAAACCAGAUCUGGUAAAGACUGAUUCUGAGAAAAGAGAAAAAACAAACCCUCAAGUGCCUUUUUUUGAUGAUGUGCCUGAAAAGCUCAAAUCUGACAUGUUUGUGUAUUUUUCCACUUUCAGAAACUUUAUUUCAAAGAGUAUCUCAGACUGGUAUUUGUGAAGUUUGUGUUAUGUACUGAGUAAAACUACAAUACAUAUGAAAUGAUGUGUUUCUGGGCUUAUUUAAUGAUCAUUUUUAUCAAAUAUCCUUUUCUUUUCACCAAGUACAUUUCAAGACAAAUUUAAGCCACACAACAGCCUACCAGUGUUUGUUCCUUUUAAUAGAUAAAAUAAAUAAAAGUACUUUCCAGGAAA
Xyrichtys novacula (pearly razorfish) is the source of this 27679-nucleotide messenger RNA. Lineage: Eukaryota; Metazoa; Chordata; Actinopteri; Labriformes; Labridae. The record is from the annotation of a GenBank genome assembly.